CAUCUGGGCGUGGCCUUCAGCUUCUUAACGCUUUUGUGGGUAACUUGUGAACGCUGCGUUUUAGAGCCGCAUAGCGGUUUAUCGGAGAGACUUUGAGCCGUGCUUUUAGCAGGAAAACACAACAAUGACUUCGACGAACACUUUUCAGGGUCUUGAGGACGGUGGGAAACCGAGUUCGAGGGUUUUGCGUCCUCCUGGUGGAGGCAGCAGCAACAUAUUUGGUGGCUAUGAGGAUGAUGCCGGUGCUUCGAGACGAACAAACAAGAUGGCAUCAUCAAUAUUCGCGCCUGCACAGGAGGAGCCUCAAGGAGGCCCCAAACGCUCCAACCCUCCAGGUGGAAAGUGCAGUGGGAUUUUUACCGAGCCCGAGUCUUCUUCCCCACGGCAUAAACCUCAGGGUGGAGUGACUAACAGCAUCUUUGGAGGGCCAGAGCCAAACCAACCUACAGCAAAAAGUCACCCCAACAAACCAAAGGACAACAUAAGUUUGGGUUCUGCAGUCACUGUUGCAGCACCAGCGCCUCAACCGAAGAAGCCAAAGGAAGUGAAGGAGGUGGUCGUCUCUCCUCGGGAAACCCCAACGAAAGAUGCUCCCCCCCCUGAGCCCACAGCCAGCCGGGAUUCUGAGCCGUCCCCCAAACAGCAGUCAGAGAAGGACCACGAGCCGCGCCUAGGCCCUCUGCCACGCUCGCACAACAGAGUGCUCAACCCGCCUGGUGGAAAAUCUAGCGUGGUCUUCUACUGACCCGUGUUGUGUUUUCUGUCUUCUCCUCCCUCUAUAUCUCUCUCUCUUCUGUCUUAUUAACAUUGCUUCUUCCCUUUUUGAUCACCUACAUUCUUCAUGUUCAAUGCAUAUGUUCUGUCUUAGUUUUUCUUCUUGCACUUUCUAACUCAUUCCUAAAACAACCCUCUUCCUUGCUGUCUGACGGUUUGAAUAACGGUCGCGCUCAAUCAAUCAAAUGGUUCCUUUCUCAUCAAUCACACUUGGAGGUUGAUUGUUUCAUGGGAAUGUGCUCUCUGAAGUUGCUAUUGUAUAGUAUACAAGUCUGAUGACGAAAUGUAAAGUGUGUUUGUGUGCAACGGUAAACUGGAACCACUGUCAUAAUAAUGGCGCAUGCAUGUAAUUCAGUCUGAGUGUUUUCUCAUGCAGCGGGUUCACAAUCCCCGUCCCGCUGCACUAAAACAUUUCAGCCAGGUGCAUUAGGAAUGUAGACAAUACAAAACCAGCAAAAUGUCCUGAGGACUGAAAAGUUUUGUUCUAGUCUAGCUCUGAAACUGUGCUGUAAUCAGCUCCAUAAUAGUGUGAUGACUUUUCCCUUUGUUUUUCCUCUUCUUUUCAGAAAUUGCAUUGUCACUGGGUUUCUGAGCAGUAUAGGGAUGUAUCUAUUAGCAGUGUGCGUCGUCAUGUGCUUAAUAACGCACUGUUAAAGGAGAAGCAGCCCAAUAAUACCAAAAUAAAUGCAUGUUGAAAACUAGAACCAAAAAAAAAGCCACAUGAUUGGAUUGUAAUGCUCACAUAGAGUAGCACAAGAUGCCAGCUCCUGAUUAUUCACAUAUACCGCAUGGAUUCUUUAGCAAAAACUAAAUCAAGGCAUUUUGGUUAAGAAAUAAAAAAAAUUAAAAAUGAAUAACAGAAAUAUUCUCUUGCAAGAAAAUGCUCCGGAUAAACAUACGUUCUGAUUUUUGUAUCAAAUAUCAACAUUUCGUUUUCUCACUUGAAUCUGUUUUUUUCUUCAUACACCUUCAAGCUGCUUGUUCAAAUAAAAACUGCAGCAGGGAGGUACAUGGUGGCACACGUUUGUGUGAAUGUAUGUUUCUCACAUGCUGAUGGAAGCACUGCCCAAAGUGCCUGUGUAGAUGAAUGGCAAUGUCACAGAAAACUGUGUUACAAUAAACAUCUAUUUUGAUGAUU
Tachysurus vachellii is the source of this 1912-nucleotide messenger RNA. RefSeq names its product Jupiter microtubule associated homolog 2 (gene jpt2). The coding region runs from base 125 to 745 and encodes 206 amino acids. Gene Ontology annotation, cellular component: nucleus. NCBI's taxonomy places the organism in Eukaryota, Metazoa, Chordata, Actinopteri, Siluriformes, Bagridae. The record is from RefSeq and is a predicted model, not a curated record. The transcript has 5 exons.